AAUCCAGCCAAUCACGCACGCAGGAAUCCGCGAAUUUGAUCAGCUCUCCGAGCUCUCCGUGUUUUCCAGUCGGCCUCCGUCUCGUCCCACUCACUCUCACUGCCUGAGCCGGGCGUUGACAGCCACCACUCCUCUCCACCGGUCAGCACACUGUGUCGUUUUUUUUAGUGACUACUGCAAGAAAAGACUCCGUGCAACUCUAUUUUAUUUUGCAAGACCACUCCACGUUCACGCACACUUUUUAAAGAAAAACAAACCCCUGUCUUUACCUUUCCAAAUCUUAUUUGCAAACAUGUCUGGAGAAGACGCACCUGUCCAGGAGCAGAACGCCGUGGACCAGAAACAGGAAUCCAAACCCACCGAAGAGCCCAAGACGGAGGUAGAGCCCGCUGCCGCCGGGGCUGCUGACGCGUCCGCAGCCGCGACGGACGCAGCUGCCCCGGCGACAGCGACUACCGAGAAGGUCCCCGAAGAAGAGGCGUUCACGUAUCGCGCACUGGUGCUCACCGGCUACGGCGGCUACGACAAAGUCAAGCUGCAAGUGAAAAAGGGCAAACCGUCCCUAAAGGCGGCCGAGGUCCAGGUGCGAGUCAAGGCGUGCGGGCUCAACUUCGCCGACCUAAUGGCGCGCCAGGGGCUUUACGACAGGCUUCCGUCACCGCCGGUCAGCCCCGGCAUGGAGUGCUCCGGGGUGGUGGAGGCUGUCGGGGAGGAGGUGACGGACAGAAAAGUGGGCGAUCAAGUGAUGGUGCUGAGUCGCUUCGGCCUGUGGCAAGAGGUGGUGGCGGUGCCCGCCAACCACACCUUCCUCAUGCCGGAGGGGAUGAGCUUCGAGGAGGCCGCCGCCAUACCGGUCAACUACAUCACCGCCUACAUGAUGCUGUUUGACUUCGGUCACCUGCGGCCCAACCAGAGCAUCCUCAUCCACUCGGCCGCAGGUGGCGUAGGCACGGCGGCCACGCAGCUGUGCAAAACAGUGAAGGACGUCACAGUUUUUGGCACGGCAUCGGCCAGCAAGCACGAGGCCAUCGGCCAGGCCGGCGUCACGCAUCCCAUCGACUACCGCACCAAGGACUACGUGGAGGAGGUCCGCAAGAUCAGUCCAAAAGGACUCGACAUAGUUUUGGACCCUCUUGGAGGAUCAGAUACCCACAAGGCCUACAACCUGCUGAAACCAAUGGGCAAACUCAUCACCUAUGGUGCCGCAAACAUGCUGGCAGGUCAGAAGAAGAACUUGCUGGCCGUGGCCAAGAAUUGGUACCACCAGUUCUCUAUCCACACGCUCAACCUGAUCCAGAGCAACAAGUCGGUGUGCGGCUUCCACCUAGGCUAUCUGGAGGGCGAGACGGAACUGAUCAGCCAGGCCCUGAACGCCAUCCUGGACCUCUACAAGCAGGGCAAGGUCAAGCCCCGCAUUGACUCCACUUGGCACUUGGAGCAGGUGGGUGAUGCCAUGCGAAAGAUGCAGGAAAGGAACAACAUCGGCAAGGUUGUCCUCAUUACGGAGCCGAUGCCUGAGGAGGAGAAGAAGGAAGAGGCACCGGUGGCAGACAAGAAGAAGGAUGACAAGAAGAAGGACGACAAGAAGAAGGACGACAAGAAGAAGGAUGACGGCAAGAAGGAGGAGAAGAAGGAUGACAAGAAGAAGGAGGAGGCCAAGAAGGAUGAGGAGGAGAAGAAGGAAGAGGUCAAGAAGGAAGAGAAGUGAAGGGGGGAGGGGAUCCAGAUUGGUAGUUUGGGGCUGAUGGAGGGAAUGGGGUGGGGAGAUUAAACCACUCUCAUUCCCAUCCAGAUCUCUUUUAGUGAUUACUCCUGCCUAACCAUUAAAAAAAAAAAUCACCUCAUCAGACAGUGAUUUUUUUUCUCCCCCCCCCCCCCCCACCACCUCCCGGUGGGUCGACCAUCUCCACCCACCCUCUUCCAACUGUGCUUAAUUAUUGUUACCUGCUCCCCCUUUUUACUGUCACGGACCUCGCGCACAGACAGGCACAAAGACGACCAAGAUGAACCGCACCCAGACUUCCUACCUCCCUCCAGUUAUGUCACUCAGAUGAGUCAGCGAGUCCUAUGAUUGGUCAACGCUCAGCACCAACAAGUAUCCCCUGCUAAUUUGACAGAGUGUCACAGUUAAUAAUAGUCGCUCAUAGAGAGCCUCUCUGUGUGUAAGAUUAAUUGGGCAGUGGGAAGAAGAGGGGCAUGUGGGUCUUUUUUUUUUUUCCAACUGCUGACGGCCACAAGCUGAAAGAAGCACUGUCACGCCGAGGCCUCCCUCUCGUUCCUUUUCAGCAAGUCUUGCCCGUCACCCCAAUCCAACCAAAAGGGUGGGGGUUCCCGUACAAGCCUCCAACCCCCUCUUCUUCCCGUUCCCUCUCCGUGGUCGGCAUAGCAACAGGCGUCAGGCUUGUCAAGAGAUGCCACUAUCCUUCCCCACAAGCGCCCCCCCCCACACACUUUAUGCCAACAAUGUAUCUCCGCCAUUUCUCUCUUCCUCUUAAAGUAUUGUAGGUGAUAACACUGAAAAGACACGGGCCCUUCCUCUCAAAAAACAAAUUCCUUGAUAAAGCCUAGUGAGUAUUGACAAUUGAAUGUGAGCAAGUUGUGGCUAAAUAAAGUGCACGCCGCCGCCUAGUGGUCGUUAGAAAACUUCUCAUCAUGAGCUCAGAAUUUUGACUUCAGGACACCAAACAAACCUACGCAAUCCAAAGAAUUCUUAUCAAUGAAUUCGUCAGAGACGUUUUAUGCCCUUUGUACUUGCUUUCAAUAUCCUCUUUUCGCUAUUGUCGUCGUGCCUUUUUCUGACUAAAAACCGGAAGACAUAUUUUUUGUUUUUAAAAAUACCCAAAUAGGUAACUCUUGCCGUCCGUCUGCCUGCCUGUCUGUUAGUGUGGGCGCCCCCUAAAUGGCAACUUGUGAAUUUGUUUAUAAAUGUAUAAAAAAUGUAGUAGAAAAAAAAAGUGUUCAGCAUGAGUGGCCUCCCUCAUGUUUUGUGUGCCAUUGUGUGUGCGUGCGUCUGUCCUCAGGUCAUCUAUCCCCCAAACUAACCAAGCCCAGCGCCAUCUUUAACCCCUCAUUCCCACCCCCCACCCCCAAGCCCCGAGUCCCUUCCUCUUGGGCUGAACAGGGAGGACAAAGUGGUGUUUUGUACGUUUUGCACUCUGUUCGCUGAUCCUAAUGCACUUACAACGAGGCGCUCGCAUCCCAGCCCCAUCCUCCAUCCAUUAACCAGAUUGUGUGUGGCGCCCCCGAGUGGGCUGGAGUGUGAGCAGAGCGUGGACCCAAGCAUCCUGUCAAGCUCUGGUUCUGAUGACGAAGAUUAUUGUUAUUAUUCGUGUUUUGUUUUAAUCUGCUGGGCUCCCUUUGUGAACCUGUGCAUGGUGCUUCUGAUUUGAGUGCCAUGUGUGAUGAAAGAAACGCUCCCCAAAAAAAACCCAAACGCGACCCCCACCCCUAAACAAAAAAAAGUAAUGUAGUAUUUUGUUGGUUUGUUUGGAGUGUUGGGGACCCUUUUUAUUAUUAAGCUGUCUUUUGUGUCCGAACCACGUGUGCCAAAUGACAAUGUAUAUUCCUCUUGUCAAUGCUUUGAAUAUUUACAGCGCAUACAAAAAAAAUAUAUAUACAGUAUGAAGCUAAGUGUGGUUUUGGAUGCAUUUUCAAUCCUCUUUAGAAGGCAAGAUUUCCAGUGCAUCUAACAAAUAUCCCAAACAUGUGCUCCGAGAAAGGGUUGUUGUUGUUUUCAUUUCUUUUGUUUUCCUCACUUUUGAUUGUCGGCUUGUCGCUCGAGCUCAUGGGCCCGCACUGUGCCAACUCCUCCUUGCACACAUCUUACCUCAGUCCAUCCCUAAACUAGACAGAAAAACAUCCUUUUCACUGUGCUCUACCAGCUCCCGUAAGUGGUCCACCAUGACCCGUCCACAUGUUUACAACCACGUCACAGUGAGAAGGAGCUGCACAAGGUCCAUUUUAACACUUCAACAUCAAGUGUACAUGAUGUGAGACUUGCUUUCUUUCUUAACUGCAUGAGCUUGUGUGGUGAGUGAGCGAGCAGAUGUUGUUUCGGGUCCAUACCAGACGUACUAGCCUGAUGUCUGAUCCCGUUUUAAAAAACAAAAAAAAAAAACCACUAGCUGUCUGGAAAGGGAAAUUUCAAGCAUCUAUCGAUGUGCAAUACUGUGAUAAAAUGUCUUAAGCCGCCUUCACAUCAUUUUUUUUUUACUCUAGAUCUGUUUAUUAAAAUAAAGUCAAGCAAAGGUUUUCAAACUUACUAAUUAUU
Molecule: messenger RNA, 4270 nt
Organism: Hippocampus zosterae (dwarf seahorse)
Lineage: Eukaryota; Metazoa; Chordata; Actinopteri; Syngnathiformes; Syngnathidae
Gene: vat1
Product: vesicle amine transport 1
Exons: 6
Coding region: 293-1708 (471 amino acids)
Molecular function (GO): zinc ion binding; oxidoreductase activity
Source: RefSeq, a predicted model, not a curated record